Messenger RNA from Fulvia fulva, 2664 nucleotides. Its product is annotated as Importin subunit beta-1. The transcript has 5 exons. Gene Ontology annotation, molecular function: nuclear import signal receptor activity; small GTPase binding. Bases 1 to 2664 code for a protein of 887 amino acids. The record is from RefSeq and is a predicted model, not a curated record. Gene Ontology annotation, cellular component: nucleus; cytoplasm. Gene Ontology annotation, biological process: protein import into nucleus. Lineage: Eukaryota; Fungi; Ascomycota; Dothideomycetes; Mycosphaerellales; Mycosphaerellaceae.
AUGGAUGUCAAUCAGGUCCUCACUGGGACCAUCAACCCAGAUGCCAACAUACGAGCACGGGCGGAGCAGCAGCUUCUUUCAGCUGCCGAGCAAGAUUUUCCCGGAUACCUCCUCACCCUCUCACGUGAGCUCGCAAAUGAUCAGGCCGACUCCUCAGUGCGCAUGGCCGCUGGUCUUGCGCUCAAGAACUCCUUCUCCGCACGCGAUUUCGCCCGCCUCCGAGAGGUCCAGAGACGAUGGCUCGAGCAGAUCGACCCGAGCGUGAAGCAAGAGGUGAAGCAACUGUCGCUGCAGACCCUCGGAUCAAACGACACAAGAGCUGGACAAUCCGCCGCACAAUUCAUUGCCUCCAUCGCCGCCAUUGAGCUGCCACGCGAGCAAUGGCCCGAGCUUAUGCCCACACUCGUGGACAAUGUAGGACAGGGCAGCGACCAGAAGAAGCAGGCGUCUCUCACAACCAUCGGCUUCGUUUGCGAGACAGACGAUCAGGACCUUCGGGACAGCUUGGCACAACACAGCAACGCAAUCCUUACAGCCGUCGUGCAAGGAGCACGCAAAGAGGAGGCCAACGCUGAUAUCCGAAAUGCCGCCAUCUCUGCGCUGGGCGACUCCCUCGAAUUUGUUAGGACCAACUUCGAGAACGAGGGCGAGCGCAACUACAUUAUGCAGGUCAUUUGCGAGGCCACCCAAGCCGAUGACAACCGUAUUCAGCAGGGCGCCUAUGGCUGCCUGAACCGUAUUAUGGGUCUGUAUUACGAGAAGAUGAGGUUUUACAUGGAGAAGGCGCUCUUUGGUCUCACGAUCCAGGGUAUGAAGAACGACGAGGAGGACGUUGCAAAACUGGCCGUCGAGUUCUGGUGCACUGUCUGCGAGGAAGAGAUCAGCAUUGAAGAUGACAAUGCUCAGGCAAACGCCGAAGGUAGCACCGAGCUGCGGCCAUACUUCAACUUUGCUCGCGUGGCCACGCAAGAGGUCGUGCCAGUGCUUCUCGAGCUACUGGCCAAGCAAGACGAGGAUGCGGCUGAUGACGAGUACAACCUUGCCCGCGCUGCCUACCAGUGUGUGCAGCUUUGGGCUCAAGCCGUUGGCAGUCAAGUUGUACCCCCAGUUCUGGCCUUUGUGGAGAAGAACCUCCGCAGCGAGGACUGGCACUACAGAGAUGCCGCCGUGUCUGCUUUCGGUGCCAUGAUGGAGGGUCCAGACGAGAAGGUCCUCGAUCCACUAGUCAAGCAGGCACUUCCAGUGCUCAUCACGAUGAUGGCCGAUUCCUCGGUUCAGGUCAGAGAUUCGGCUGCUUUCGCACUCGGCCGCAUCUGCGAAGCUGUUUCGGACUCGAUCGACCCUAACGAGCACUUACAGCCUUUGAUCACCUCACUGUUCCAGGGUCUUGCUUCGCAUCCAAAGAUGGCCAGCUCUUGUUGCUGGGCACUAAUGAAUCUGGCGGAUCGCUUCGCCGGUGAGCCUGGUUGCCAGACAAACGCUUUGUCCCAGCACUUCCAGGCCAGCGUUCAACAUUUGCUUCAACUCACGGAAUCUACCCAGGACAACAUGCUGCGCACCGCGGCUUACGAAGUUCUGAACGCGUUUGUCACCAACGCAGCCAACGACUCGGUACAGAUGGUCGCCAGCUUGAGCGAGGUGGUUAUUGACCGCCUCGAGAAGACUGUGCCCAUGCUCCAACAGGUCGUGUCCGUCGAGGACAAGCUCACACUCGAUGAGAUCCAAACAUCAUUGUCAUCUGUGAUCCUUGCCAUCAUCCAGCGACUCGAGAAUGAAGUCGCGCCCCAGGCCGACCGCAUCAUGACCCUAAUGCUUGGUCUCCUGAAUGCCCUUCCACCAAAGUCCAGUGUCCCAGAGACGGUAUUCGCUACCAUUGGCUCCUUGGCCAACGCGCUCGAGCAGGACUUCGAGAAGUACAUGCCAUCAUUCGAACCUUUCCUCAUUAAGGCUCUCAACAACCAGGAGGAAGCUCAACUCUGCUCAGUGGCUAUCGGCCUUGUUACCGACAUUGCCCGCGCUCUGGAAGGCAAGAUUCUACCACACUGCGACGCCUUCAUGAACAGCCUCCUGAACAACUUAAGAAGUCCCUCUCUCGGCAACCAAUUCAAGCCGGCGAUCUUACAGUCCUUUGGCGACAUUGCACAGUCGAUUGGUGGUGGGUUCGAGACAUAUCUGUCUGUCGUUGCUCAGGUGCUUCAGCAGGCUGCCAGCAUCAACACGCAGGAGAACGCAUCGAACUUCGAAAUGCUCGACUACAUUGUUUCACUACGAGAAGGCAUCAUGGAUGCAUGGAGCGGCAUUGUGAUGGCCCUGCGCAGCUCUGGCAAACAGCAGCUCCUUCAGCCUUACGUCGAGUCGAUCUUUCAGCUGCUACACAGCGUCUACCAGGAUCCAAACCGAACCGAAGCUCUCCUGCGGUCGAGCAUGGGCGUCAUCGGCGAUCUCUCAGAAGCCUUCCCUACCGGCGAGAUCAACCAAUUCUUCCGCAACGACUGGCUCACAUCAAUGGCCCGUGAGACCCGCGCGAACAAGGAGUUCUCGCAGAGAACGCAGGACACAGCUCGCUGGGCUCGCGAGCAGAUUAAGCGCCAGUCAGGUGAGACAUAUCUCCCCAUCGCUCAUUCGACACGUAGGCUCGUGAAUCUCCCCAUCGCCCUAGCAUAG